Messenger RNA from Annulohypoxylon truncatum, 1416 nucleotides. RefSeq lists its product as uncharacterized. The record is from RefSeq and is a predicted model, not a curated record. The transcript is spliced from 4 exons. Bases 1 to 1416 code for a protein of 471 amino acids. Gene Ontology annotation, molecular function: phosphatidylinositol binding; ubiquitin binding. NCBI's taxonomy places the organism in Eukaryota, Fungi, Ascomycota, Sordariomycetes, Xylariales, Hypoxylaceae.
AUGAAGUCGCUCAAGAUGAGCAAGGUGCUAGACACCAUAAGAAAGAAGAAUACAAGCGAUGGUGCCGGUCCCUCUGUCACUAUUGAAGGUGAUGGUCCUGAAGCUACGGCUGCUCGCUGCGUGAAAUCCUUCUGCGAAUCUAACUCUAGCAAUGCCGGAGACGAGGUCCUCUACUUGCCCCCCAUCGUUGACGCUGCCGAGUCAUCCCCUGCCGCUGCAGCAGAAUGCGCACGCUUGAUUCGGAAAUAUCUGAAAAGGGACUACUGGACGAAGCCCUCGUACCAAUACAAUGCCAUCAUGCUCAUACGCAUCCUCGCCGACAACCCCGGCCAAACAUUCACGAGAAAUCUCGACCAGAAGUUCACCGAUACGACGAAGGAGCUACUAAGAUCAGUUCGCGAUCCAAGCGUACGCCAGAUGAUGAUGGAAACGUUGGACUCGUUUGAGAACACUAAGGCAUACGAUGAAGGUCUAACCCUUCUAAUCGAAAUGUGGAAGAAGGAGAAGGAUAAAGCGCAACGACAAUAUGGUGGACGCAAUCCGCAGCCCCCAGUACCGCGGACUCUUAAUGCGCCACCGUUUGACUCGCACUCGCAGAACUACUUCGCGCGAAGCCAUUCGAACCGCAAGCUCCCGAACCCUGUUGAGUUGGCGAGUAGGCUAGAGGAAGCACGGACAUCUGCGAAAUUACUGCAACAAGUGGUUACCAACACGCCACCCGUCGAAGUGCUCAGCAAUGACCUCAUAAAGGAGUUUGCUGAUCGCUGCACAAGCGCAAGUCGAAGUAUACAGAUGUACAUGACCGCCGAGGAUCCGGCUCCUGACAACGAUACGAUGGAGAGCCUGAUCGACACCAACGAGCAACUCCAAGCCUCACUCAGCUUGCACCAAAGAGCAAUGUUAAAUGCAAGGAAGAUUGUUGCCGUCAUGGACCCUCAGCCUGAUCAUCCAGAGUCCGUGAGUCCCGUGGAGUCGGAACAGAACGGGCUAGGCUUGGAGGCCCCACCCGUUCCAUCUCGAAAAGCGAAUGGCAAGGGUAAAGAAAGGGAAUACGAGCCCGCUAUAGCGGGUCCUUCAAGGACGCACACGCCUGCUACGGAAGAUGACCCGUUCAGGGAUCCUGAGCCCGACCACUCGGGAUCGAGGACUCACGGGGUCGGCGGCUCAGGAUCCGGCACCGGAGCAUCUUCUAACUAUAUUGAAGAGCCUCGGCUAGCGUUCGAACCAUUCCACCCAGGUUUUGAUAGCACGCCGAGCUACGUGGGCAGGCAGGAGAGUGCUCUCGGAAAGGAGACGAUGCAUGGAGCCGCAGGAAAUUCUUCGUCGAGCGCCCGAGAAUCCCGGGAUGGCGACGAGAGUAGUGAUAUCUAUGACGCCACGCCUUCGAAGCAGCAGGAGCCGAUAUACCGGUAUUGA